AUGUCACUUUGGGCCGACAAAUACUGUCCAAGAACCUUGGAUGAUCUUACUUAUCAUGAAGAAAUUUCGAAGAAAUUGAAGAAGCUUUCGUCGUCAGGAGACUUCCCACAUUUACUAGUCUAUGGACCUAGUGGAGCAGGUAAAAAGACGCGUGUUAUGGUACUUCUUAGAGAGUUGUACGGUUCAGGAGCAGAGAAAUUAAAAGUGGAUGUGAAAACGUUUCAAACGCCAAGUGGUAGGAAAUUGGAAUUCAAUGUGAUCUCAUCCCCGUACCACUUGGAAAUUACUCCCAGUGAUAUGGGUAAUAACGAUAGAAUUGUAAUACAAGAUCUUUUGAAGGACGUGGGACAAACUGAAAGUAUUGACUUUGCAGGUUUAUUGCACAACGAUGACAAGAAAAUUGUGAGUAAUAACAAAAAGAAGUUCAAAGUGGUUGUCAUUAACGAGGCAGAGCUAUUGAGCCGAGAUGCUCAAGCAGCAUUGAGGCGAACCAUGGAGAAGUUCUCGGCAAAUAUUCGUCUUAUUUUGGUAUGCAAUUCUACAUCGAGCAUCAUCGAUCCAAUCAAAUCGCGUACCCUUGCCGUCAGAGUGGGUUUGGCCACUUUCAAAGAGACUAGUGACGUAUUUCAAAACAUAUUGAAGCAUGAACAUAUGGCUGAUAGUUCUUUUCCCGAAGAUGAAGUGGAAAGACAAGCUUCAUUCCAGAAGGUGUAUGAAUCAGCUGAGGGAAAUCUACGGAUGGGUAUUAUGAUGCUCGAGGCAUUGUACAUGAAUAACGAACAUGUUACAUGUAGUACGGCGAUGAUUAGGCCGGACUGGCAGCUCGUUAUAGAUGAGCUGGCAAGAGGAAUCAUCAAAGAUCGAAGCGUUGGAAAACUUCAGCAUACACGGUCAGUUUUAUACGAGUUAUUGGCACAUGCCAUUCCUGCCAAUUUGAUUUUGAAAAGAUUAACAUUACAACUCUGGCAUGAUUUGGGGGAAUUUGCUGCCUUGAAGAAUAAAGACGAAACGUUGACCAAAGUGGUGGAUGCAGCAUCCACUUUUGAUGAAAGAUUGUCACUUGGAUCCAAAGACAUAUUCCAUUUAGAGGGAUUCAUCACUAGAGUUAUGGUGAUUGUGGAGGAGGAAUUGAAUGGACGUACAUGA
Messenger RNA from Brettanomyces nanus, 1146 nucleotides. RefSeq lists its product as uncharacterized. The record is from RefSeq and is a predicted model, not a curated record. The transcript has a single exon. Bases 1 to 1146 code for a protein of 381 amino acids. Gene Ontology annotation, molecular function: ATP hydrolysis activity; DNA binding; DNA clamp loader activity. Lineage: Eukaryota; Fungi; Ascomycota; Pichiomycetes; Pichiales; Pichiaceae. Gene Ontology annotation, cellular component: Ctf18 RFC-like complex; DNA replication factor C complex; nucleus. Gene Ontology annotation, biological process: DNA repair; DNA-templated DNA replication.